Molecule: messenger RNA, 3602 nt
Organism: Esox lucius (northern pike)
Lineage: Eukaryota; Metazoa; Chordata; Actinopteri; Esociformes; Esocidae
Gene: tent4b
Product: terminal nucleotidyltransferase 4B
Exons: 12
Coding region: 316-2274 (652 amino acids)
Biological process (GO): RNA 3'-end processing
Cellular component (GO): TRAMP complex; nucleolus
Molecular function (GO): poly(A) RNA polymerase activity; mRNA binding
Source: RefSeq, a predicted model, not a curated record
UGCGCAGUGUCCGCCAUUCAGGACCCACAAUCUGGAGGAAAGGGAGUCGCUGUACAUCUAUAGGAAACGGUUGCACGUUUCCUUCAUUCUUGAAUCCAAACUUUGCAAACACCCUAUUUUUAAACACUUUCUGGAUGUUUUUAAUUUUAAUUGGUAGACGUAAGAUUAAAAUAUUGUAUCGCAAUUUGAAGUAACCUUGCUAGAAGGUAGUCCGAAGCUACGCUUACGAGUGUGGUUAGCUUGCUAGGUACCUGGCUAGCUUUAGCUACACGAACUGAGCCUUGCUCGGGGGCAGAGUGCCUGCAGUGUCGUUUGAUGGAUCCACGAAUUGCUUGGUUUCAACCAGAACAACGUGGACCAGCUAACAGCCUGUGGAUGCGGAUUUGGGAAACCACUCAAGGACUGGGGAAUCUGUAUUUUAAUAACAACUGUAGUACUAGUACAUCAAGCUUCAGUCUGAAAUCUAACGUAAACGUUGCAUUAGAGAACGCAAUCUCUAGUAAGAACGGAGGUAUCUACAACCACGAGCCCAGGAUUCAGGGAAUGUCUAACUCAACUAAAGACAGAGAUGUAGUCGAACAGCGAGACUUUAUACCUUUGGAAGCUAAUAACAACCACAACCACCGUUCAUCGUUGGGGAGAGGCGGCGGGGGGUUUCAAGCGUGUACCCGGGUUUCUGGGAUCGCAGGGCACCCCAACAAGAGGAAGAGAGACAACAAGGCUAGUACUUAUGGAUUCAAUAGUAGUAGCCUCGAUGUCAGCGGCUGUGAUUACAAGGGAACACCAUGGAAAGUCAAGAACUAUGAAGGAAUUCUGGGGCUCCAUGAGGAGAUCAAUGACUUCUACAAGUAUAUGUCUCCUCGGGCAGAGGAGGAGAGAAUGAGGAUGGAGGUGGUCGACAGGAUCGAGAGGGUCAUCAAAGACCUGUGGCCCACCGCUGUUGUUGAAGUGUUUGGAAGCUUCAGCACAGGCCUCUAUCUGCCAACCAGUGACAUUGAUCUGGUGGUGUUUGGGAACUGGGAAAACCUGCCCCUUUGGACCCUGGAAGAAGCUUUGCGGCGGAAAAACGUGACUGACGAGAACUCCAUCAAAGUGCUGGACAAGGCCACAGUACCCAUUAUCAAACUGACAGACCACCGCACAGAAGUAAAGGUGGACAUCAGCUUCAAUGUAAAGAAUGGCGUCAAAGCUGCCCUUCUCAUCAAAGACUACAAAAAGAAAUACCCACUGCUUCCAAAGUUGGUUCUGGUGCUGAAACAGUUCCUGCUCCAGAGGGAUCUGAAUGAGGUGUUCACUGGAGGGAUUGGCUCCUAUAGCCUCUUCCUUAUGGCUGUGAGCUUCAUGCAGCUUCAUUACAGAGAAGAUGCAUGCAGCCCCAAUGCCAACUUGGGCGUUCUUCUCAUAGAAUUCUUUGAGCUCUACGGACGCAACUUCAACUACAUGAAGACAGGCAUUCGGAUCAAAGAUGGAGGGAGUUAUGUGGCCAAAGAAGAAUUUCAGAAGAGCAAUGACCUCUACAGGCCCUCCAUGCUCUUCAUCGAGGACCCGCUAGCACCAGAGAACGAUGUUGGCCGCAGCUCAUAUGGUGUAUUGCAGGUGAGGCAGGCCUUUGACUAUGCCUACGUAGUCCUCAACCACGCCGUUUCGCCCCUCGCCAAGUACUACCCCAACAACAAGGUGGAGAGUAUACUUGGAAGGAUAAUCCGGGUGACCCAGGAAGUGGCUGAAUACAGGGACUGGAUCACCAAGGUCUGGGGACCACAGUCUCAGAACGAACCUGCCCUCAAUGGACAUGAUGUAGCCCUGCUGGUGGAGCCUCAGUUGGAUGAGUGCAAUAAUAAUGUGACAGAGGACGUGACUGCACCUGCGUCCGUCAGCCAGAGCUGCUUCCACUCUUCCUCACCAUCCUCUCCCUCUUCUUCACCAGUGUCAUCACCAUCCUCAUCCACGGUAUCCAGUUCCAGCGAUGCUGAUUCUGAUGGGACGCCUUGUAAGACCGUGAAGCAGCAGCUUAGGCAAGGCUCCAGCAUCAACUCAGAAUCCUCAGCAUUCUUGAACAUUCAAAGAGUACAGAGCCACUCCACCAGCACUCCUUCUGGCAAAAACAAGGGGGGCAAGGCCAGGUCGUUUCGCCCUUCCAGUAAAAACACGCACCAAGGCCAGCAGAACUCCUCAUUCAGCAAGAGUCUUCAGGGCAGCAAGCCACACCACCAAGGCAAUGGCAAGAAGAGGAAACCUCAGCAACGCUCAGAGUCUCAGGACCUCUGCAGAUAGGGCCGUCUUGGCCUACUCUGCCACUGACUGACUGACUGUCAAACUUCCGCUGCCAGACACCACUUUGAUUGGGAAGUAGUAUUGAGGCUCUUUCUUAUCAAGUUCUCGAGGGACUUUUUUUCUUUUCAUUUUUUACAGUUGUAAAAGAACAUAAAAAAAAAGAGAUAAUAGGAAGUGCGGGGCCUUUGUUCCCUGGACUUAAACAGAAAAUCAUGAAGGAUAUGCUUGUUUGCCUACUUAAUAUAAAAAUGUUCUACAGUGGAGCUACACCCCACAUCCAGUACCUACAUGUCUUGCCUUUUACCAUAGCGCCAUCUGCUGUUAUGGAGUAACACCAGGGAAGUGUCUGGAAACUUGUGGAUUUUGAAGAGCAAUACCUGGAACUCUGCUGGCGAAUAAACUUCAGCAAGAAAAGUAUAUAAAAAAAGAGAACAAAAGACACAAAUUACAAAAAAAUGUUAUAUUGGAUAAUCUUACAUUCUGUAAGAGUGGAGACAAUAACUUCUGCAUGAGUUUUUUGUUAACGGGUGUUUUUUUGGUUUUGUUAUGUGUAAGCAGAUUAUAUAAAGAUUUGUACAUUAAAAGACAAAUGUGCAAAAAAAAAAAAAUCUGAUAACAGAAAAUUGUUUCUUAUGACUUUUUACAGGAUAAUACUCAAGCCAUGUAAAUCUGCACCUUUUCAAGCUAAUUGACUGCUAAUCGGAGUAGUGACAGGUUUGGGUUCCAAUAUAAACAAAUCAUCAGCAUCUAUUUCUAUUUGGUUGCUUUCUAUGAUUGGGUGACACAGGCUUUGUCCCAAGUGGCUCUCUAUCACUACACAGAAAAUUGGAUGUCAUUUUGGAAACACCACCAGUAUUAGAUGUGGACUUUAGGUAUAAUGCACACAGGCCUACAGAUCACUGCCUGGGGACAAGUCACUCACACGAUGUACACAGCUCUGUACCACAACAUCAACAUUUUAAGAGGCUCUCUUAUUCAUAGGUGGAAAUGCAGUUAUAGAGUACAUCAUGAUUUUAGGAAACUCCUACACUUGAAGCAUGUCAAAGAACCACAAGUUUGGGUGGUUGUCUUUACCCUUUGGUUAUUCAUUUAUUAAGUCAUUUGUAUUUGUUAAUGUAUUUUUUUAUUAAUAUAUAUAUAUAUAUAAUAUUAUAUGAUAUUAACACUAGAGCCCAUAUUAUUGUAACUAUAACUUGUCAGGUACAGUACCAAUGUCACUUUUUUUUUUUCUUUUUUUUUUUGCCUUUCCGUGAUAGUUGAGUGACCAAGUUCCUUAAAAAAAAUGAGACCAUUUUAUGAGUCAUAAAUGACAUUUUAUUUUAAUGUGA